AUGACGUCCAUCGACCCGACAGACCAGGAGCAGAGCGGCUUCACGUGCAUCAGUGACGUAGCCGCCUGGACGGGCAUAGCAGGCGACAGCACCGACACAUCGACGCCGAGGGGGUCGCUGUACCAGGCGCUCGGCAUCACAAGCGCGGAGCACCCACGCGUCGUCGGCAAUCUGAACGCCGACGACUACACAGCCAUCAUCGCCGCGUGGAAGCUCCAGAUCCCACAAGCAGGCGGCGGGGACCCCCAGAGCCAGGCAACGGCGUCUAGCGCCGCCAACUACAACAUGAGCUCGCCAGCCAAGCGGAAGGUGAAGAUGGCGGGCACGAUCAACCAGACGGACGACACGGAGAUCGACAUCUUGGACGAGGCCGCCAUCAAGGCGGCGUACAAGAAGUACUACGACAGGAUCGGGGCCUUCCCUCCAGCGGAAGAGGAGCUGAGCAAGGAGCAGCUUUCCACCCUCUUCGAGGCGCUCCAAUCAGGAAUUGCACCAUGCAUGGAUAUGGCCGCAUGGGGGCCGCAUCACCACAUAAUACAAAAGAAGAUCAGGCUCCGCGGCGUGAAGAUCUCACCCACGGGCGAGGUCACAUCCAUCGAGCUCACAGGCCCCGCAGAUUUCGAGGACUGGUUGCGGAUGAUCGGCAAGGACGAGAAGGAGCGUGUCAUAGCCACGCAGGCGUUCCACGACUUCGACGACACCAAGCCAUGGGAGUGGGUUUGGUCAAAGCUAGUAUCAGACGUCCAGUUCUGGCUGAGAGAAGUACAGGAACCCGCAGUACUCGUGCUGGCUCGCACGGCAUCCCUCAACCAGAUGAUCGAGCACGACGCCCCGAUCAUGCCGAUGUCACACGCCAACUCCAGCCUCACCACGCAGACGCAUAAAGUUGGUUCCGACGGCCUCUUCACCCACAACAGGAAGAACAUGGAGCUGUGCAGAGGCUUUCAGACGGGCGAGUGCACGGAGCAUGACGCACGGAACAACUGCCGCAGGAUCCCACGCCUCAAGCACCAGUGCGCGAAGUGCCUGUCCAUCGACCACGGCGCCAACGCGUGCACGCACAAGGCAGCCCGCCCACCCCGCGCCAACAAGUCGGCACGAGGUGGCGGGAGAGGAGACGGCAGAGGCAGCGGGCGGGGGUGGCCCCCGCCCAACCCGUCGGGGGAGGUAGCGGCGCCCCCGACGGUUCCAGACACACAGCCGCAGGGCGAGAAGUGCGGGCGUACUGCGGAUCCCGGAGUGAAGCGGCAUUCGGAUGCUCAUGGUAACUCCAGCAGAAGCGUGUCACUGAAGACGGAUCACGAUUUCGCCAACCAGCACGAGCCAGACACAAAAUCACAGGAGGACUCCGAUGCCAACAUCUACGCCUGCGAUCUCACCAAGAAGCUCCCUCAGGACCUCGCGAAAGGCCUCAAGUUCCUGUACCUGUUCAGCGGACCAGCGGGACGCGAGGACGGGUUCGCCCAGGCGAUUCAGGAGAUGGGAGGCCUGUGUGAGGAAUGGGACAAGAUCAACGGCGAUGACCAGGACCUUGCCGGGGAGGAGAACUGGAGAAGACUGAUGGCACGAAAAGCGGAGUUUGCUGGCAUACUGAUGACACCACCUUGUAACACCUUCACGAGAGCUCGGAGAAGACGCAGGGAAGGCGACGGCGGCCCACCGCCGCUUCGCGGACCUCGAGGUGCAGACAGAUACGGACUCAAAGAGCUGGCACCUCAGGACAAGGAGAAGGUCAAGAUGGGCACGCUGAUGGCUGUGCGGGCAGCGGGCAUGCUGGCAAGCAGCAUCACGGACAACACGCCGACCAUCAACGAGCAGCCCCACUUCGACCCUCAGGACAGCGAGAGCACGAGCAUGUACAACCUCGACGAGUUCCAGGCCAUCCGACACAACGGGAACAUCUCCAUCACGACAGUAGUCCAGUGCGCGUACGGUGCCGAGGCCGAGAAGAGAUCCACCCUCAUGGCGACGGGUAUCGACCUCUCGGAUGCCUCCGGCAGGUGCAAGCACGAGUCACGCUGGUGGAGGCGGCCGUCCACAGGCGAAUGGCACUACGGACCUCGCCCACCUCUAGUGGGCAAGGAAAAGAUGAUACCCGCGGGCGAGUGGAAAAGAGACAUGCUCCUGAACGACACACAGUACCACCGCAAGUACGCCAACGCCCCGUUCUUGACACAGGGCGCCCAGGCGUACCCCACGGGCUUCAACGGGCACCUAGCAGUGAAACUGGCGACCAGAGCAAGACAGAUCACAAGUGCAAGGUCGCAUGAACAUGAGCAGCUCGUGAACGUCGGCUACUGGCGCAACGCGCUGGUCAGGAAGCAGGACGCCAGACAGCCAGAUCGCUCAGAGCAGGGGGAGAUGAAGGCGACGAACAAGAUCGUUUUCAGCCACUCGCUCAAAGGCAAUCGGACGAUGGACGUCAAGGUCAGGGAGCUGGAGAACGAGAACUGCAUCGGGGGCAUGAGGCACCCCAGGCAGAGCAUAGAGAAGCUAGUCAACUACGGGGCGAUCAGCCUGCAGCUCAGACAGGCACGGACCCCAGCGGGCAUCGAGGUGGACACCACGGAUCCGGGCAUCUUCCCUGCGGUUGACGCGGAUGAGAUCAAGCCCUUACUCGAGGUACUGGAUGAGCAUGGUGGCGAGCCCUCGUUUCACAACUACUCGUCGGUGGACGACGACCCUGAGGCGAAGCCUGAGGUUGAGAGGCUCAAAGCUACAGGCUACGUCGCGACGUUCAAGUCAUAUAGGGACGCAUGCUCAUGGCUUGGGGCCAAGCCCAACGUAUCCAAGUUGGGCAUGAUCACCAAAGUCAAGAAUGGUAAGAUCAAGCGGCGCUUGAUUUUAGAUUGCAAGGAGUCCGGAGUCAACGCCACGGCAAAGCAGAGGCAGAGGAUCGUGCUCCCGAGGCUGUCGGACGUGAUCGACGACGCCCUCUACCUCACCAAGGAAUGCCACUCGAACGCUGACGAAGGAGUGGAGUGGCUAGUGCUUGACUUUACGGACUGGUUUUACAACAUACCGCUCAAGCGUCAGGAGCGCAGGCAUUUCGUCGCAUACUUCGACGGAGAGUUGAUCAUUUUUCUGACCAUGGCCCAGGGCAGUGUGAAUGCACCCCUCGUGUGCGGUCCGGUAGCCGCCAUGAUUGCACGACUCACUCAGUCAUUGUUUUGGUCAAAUGAGCUCCGCCUCCACAUCUACGUGGACGACCCGAUCAUCGCGGCGCGCGGGAUCAUGAGCCAGCGCGACAGGUGUCUCGCCCUCGUCAUCUUGACCUGGAGGGCGCUGGGCCUCAACCUCGCUUUCAAGAAGGCGGACCGAGGCCCAGAGGUCGAUUGGAUCGGAGCUCACUUGACAGUCAAGCAGCAACCAGAGCAGGCCAUUGUGGUCACAGCCAAGCAGGACAUUGUAGACGACGUGCGCCAAAUGGUCAACGACAUGCGCAAGAUGAACGUCGCUGCGAUUAAGGACGUACAGUCGCUCGUGGGCAAGGCCAACCACAUCGCGGGCAUGAUCGAGGCGUGGCGCCCAUUCUUACAGGACAUCUGGAGCACGAUCGCAGCCUACAAGCGGGGCGAGACCAGCAACGCCCCACGUCAGUGCAUCUGGACCAAGCAGAUGGCACAAGCCCUCGCAUGGAUCCAUGCCUUCCAAGAGGGGAUCAUGGGCUCCCUCAAGCGGACCUACCGCGUCAGUGCAUACUUCGGCUAUGCCAAGAAGAUCGCGAUCAUCACCGACGCCUCCCCCUGGGGGCUCGGCGGGCAUCUACUCGUGGAGAUCGUGAUCAUGGCAUGCUUCACGAGCCCGCUCACCCAGACCGACGCGGACAUCAUGCACGUCCCAUUGGGCGAGGCCGCAGGGCAGCAGGUAUGGGAGGCCCUGGCCAUGUUGGUCGCCCUACGUUUGUGGAGGCAAGCGUGGCUGCAGCAGGGCAUCCACCUCGCAGCGACGGCGGAUCGCAUCUCCACGCUCACCCUCCUGCUCACUUUCAGGGCCCGCGCCGCCUCGUACGGCCUCGGUGUGGUACGCCGAGAGAUGGCCCUCGAAUUCGGCGACUGCGCCUACAAGCCCAGGUACUACGCACACAUCCCGGGCAUUGCCAAUGACAUGCCGACGAGCUCAGCAGGAGAGCACAGCCGGGACACCAGACCAGGCACCCGCGCGCCCUUGCCACCGCCACCGAAUUUUUCGUGGCGCCUCGCCUGCCGAGCUUCUUCCGCGCCCUCCCGCCCGCUUCGCAAGUGCAGAAUACGGGGGCGGGUUGAGUGCGCGGGAUUGCAUUUGGUCACAUCGCUUGUGCAUUCGCUCUCUCCCCUCCCGCUGCCUCUUCCCCUCGAGCCUUUCUGCCGUGAAGGUUUCAUGGCCGCGUGGGUGCGCGCAGCCGGCGGCUGGGUUCUCGGGGCGCUCUCCGAGCGCUGGGCCGGGGCUGGCCGCGGCGGGGUCGCCGAGGUCUCCUGCCGCUGCGUGUUCGAGGGCUCGGACACCACCGACGGCCUCGUGGCCAUCCUCCGGGAGCAGCUGGCGCGCUGCGGCCCGGAGCACCUGCAGGGGGCCGCGUGCCAGCCCUGCCCGCCGUGCCCGCUUCCGCUGGGGCACUACACGGGGCUCGACCUCUGCGGCGCCGCCGUGGUGGGCGUGGCCCUUGGCGCUGGGCUGGCGACAGCGGCCUGGCUGGCGGCUGGAGCGCCGGUUCGGCCGGCCGCGAGAGCGCGGGCCCUCGCCGUCGAGGACGACGCCGGCGGCACGCACGUCGCGACUCCGUCGGCUCUCGGGUACGAGGACGACGCCAACUUUCAGUGGCACCACCGAGUCCUGCUGGUGAAGGGGGACGCCCAGAAGUGGAUCUGGCUCACGCCGGACGGGGAGGUGGCCUUCGUGGACCUGGCCACCUUUCGGGUGCUUGCCCUUCGGAGGUCGGGACAGUUCCCGGCCCGGCAUGCUGGGAACAUCUACGCUUUCGACGACGUGGCGGCGGAGGAUAUGCAGGGCUACCUCGAGGAGGCCAGGGCCCUCGGCACGAUCCUCGGCUUCGACCUCGCGGGCGUGGUGGGCCUCCAGGGCGACAAGUGGUACGUCAGCGACCCCACCUCGUCGCACUUCGGCGAGGAGGUGCCGCCCCAGGUGCUCGCCAACGAGGAGGUCCUGGUGCGGCGCGGCGACGUCGGGCUCGUGCGGCUCGACGACGUCUGGAUCCACGCGAUCAAGGUGGGCGAGGGUCAGAACUUCGACACCUACCUCGCGAGAGCUCGUGGCGGCGCUGGCCGGGACCCACGCGUCGUCGGCGACGAGAGGGACCAGGACGGUGGCAGGUACAUCGACUUCCGCGACUCGGUCCGCCGCAUGAAGGAGACGACGAUCCCGGGCUGGCCUCUGCAGGGCCGCAGGGCCACGAGGGAGGCCGUGCUCUCCCUUCGCGACGGAGGGCAGGGCAACUGGGAAGAGCACCACACCACCUGGCUCCGACGCAGUGGGGUGGCCGAGCGUGGCAACGUGGCCCGCGAGCACCACAUGAUCUGCGUGACGCUUCGGAUGAUGCAGCAGUUCGACCAGCUGGACCUGUUCAACAUCGCGGGCGCCGAGUACCUCGUCAGGCGGCUCAAGCAGCUGGAGUCGGCCACCCGCAAGAACCCUCGGGCUCCCGACUUCGAGGGGCUCGACCUCAUCCUCGACACGGGCGUCGACGACACGGGUGGCAUGGUGCUGCCAGAGUUCGAUGGAUGGGUUGGCGAUCAGGCGCGGGCCCGCGCCCAGACUAUGAAGGCGAAUCGGCAGUGGCAGGAGGAGAGCGGGUGCUUCAGCGACGCCCUCGUGAACACCGUGUUCGAGAGGCAGUUCACUCGAUCAACUGUCUCGCCGCCUGCGCGGUGCGCCAUCGUGGCCGCGGGCCAGGAGCUCCUCAAGUCCGACUCGCUCUACGGUGGAGCGCCGUCCAAGGUGGUCCCGUACGAGGAGUCCAAGCUCAAGUUCUGGCAGUCCUCGGUCACGCCUCGAGACGUGGAGGAGGUCUGCCCCAAGUUCGUCGUCGACGCCUUCCGCGACCCCGACGCCUACAUCCGCAAGCCGGACCGCGUGGUGGAGCAAGACCUCGAGCUCCUGCCGCCGGUCAAGCCGUACUGGGACGUGCGGCUCGCCAGCGACGCCCGCCUUCGCCGGGACUUCCUCCUCAGGCUCGCGGAGCGCGGGCUGGUGGGCUUCCGGCGGCGGAUCAGGUCACGCGUGGGGUGCUUCUUCGUCGAGAAGAAGGGCGGCUGGAUCCGCCUGGUCGUCCACGCUCGCGACACCAACCGCACCCGCUGGGCGCCCCCGCACGCCGCCCUCGGGACCCCGGCCGCCCUCAGCGAGCAGGACUGGUCCGAUGCUGCGCUCUCGGGCGCCGGUCGAGAUAGUGCCGACGGCUCGCCUGCCCAGAUCUUCGGGUCGUCCCUCGACCUCCAGGACUCGUUCUACCAGUUCUUCUCGGAGCGCGUCGCGGAGGAUUUCGGGAUGGAUUUUCCAGAGCGGGCGUCCUACUACCAGGUCUCCCACAUCUGGACGCCCGACGGCCUGUCCCCUGUCGACCCCGACGAGCUCGUCUUCCCGGUCUUCCGCAGGGUGCCGAUGGGGUGGUCCUGGGCACUCUGGGCCGUGCACUCGUCCGUCACGUCCUGGGUCUCGGAGACGCUGCCGGGUGGUGUCCGCCGCCUGCUGCUUGACAAGCAGCCGGCUCCCGUCGCGGCGCCCUUCCGCCCCACCGGGUCGGUCUACGUGGACGACGUCUCGUUCCUGGGCCUCUCGAGCGACGACGUCGGGCACGCGCUGCAGGCCGCGAAGGACAAGCUCGACUCGCUCGGCAUCGCGUGCCACGAGGUCGAGGGUCCGGCCACGCACUUCACCACCGUCGGCGUCGAGUACGACGGGAAGCGGAGGCGGCUGCGGCAUUCAGAUCACCGAGCCUGGCGCCUCUAUUUGGCCUGUCAGGAGCUCGAGCGCCCUGGGGUUCCACGCGCGGCUUGGCAGAUCCGCGUGUUCCUCGGGCACUGUGUGCAGCACUGCCUGCUGUUGCGGCCGGCCCUCUCGAUCUUCCGCCUGCUCUACCGCUUCGUGGACGCGCAGGGUCAGGGGCCUCCAGUCGCGCUGUCUGCUGGGGCCCGCCGGGAGAUCCAGCUCUUCAGGGGGCUCAUCUUCCAGGCCGUCGUCUUCCUGGACCGGCCGAUGUCCUCCCUGGUCUUGUGCUCCGACCCGUCCGAGGCUGGCUACGCCCUCCAUCGCCGACGUGCUGACGUUCGACUCCUUCGGCAGCUGGCUGCUACCCGGGAGAGGUGGAGGUUCGUCCCCAACGAGAAGCGCCCCGACGCGGCGCUCGACGACACCUUCUCCCCAGGCUGGGUGCCUGGUGCUGGUGGAGUGCUGGGCGAGCCGCCGGGCGCUACAGGCGUGGCCGUCUGGGCCCCCCCGCCGACGCGCUCGAGGGAGGGCGCCCGGGGCGUGCUCAAAGGCCGGCUCAGACCCACUGUGCGGCCUGCAGGCGUCUCCGUGCCCGACAGCCUCGUCGAUCCCAGGGACUGGUCUCUCAUCGUCGAGGGCGCCUGGCGCCGCAGCGCCCCCAUCCACCUGCUGGAGGGCCGCAUCGCCCUGGGCGGCUUGCGACACGCCGCCCGGCAGGUCGACUGCCACGGCUCCCGGGUGCUCAGCCUGGGCGACAACAUGUCGGAGCUCCUCUCCGUCGAGAAGGGGCGAGCCGUGGACCACGGCCUCGCCUGUCUGUGCCGGCGGGCCGCCGCCUACCAGAUCGCCUGCGGGAUCUCUUGGCGGCGGCGGCACCUCGACACGGACCGCAACCUCAGUGACGCGGGCUCGAGGAAGGCGCUCCAGGGCGUCUACCGCCCAGGACAGCGGCGGGUUGGCGGCAGGUCGGCGUGGCCCGCCCCGCCCGCUGGGUGCCCGCAGUCGGCGCCCCCGGCGCCGGCCCCGCCGGCGCCCUCGGCGACCGCCAGCUGGCCAGUCGCCGAGGAGGCUUGCGAGCCUCCCCCCGCGGCGCGGCUGCGCGGCGGCCGACAGCAGACCCGCCCGCCGCGGCCGCCGCCGCGGGCAUCUGGGGCUGCUGGCCGCUGCGGGCCGCGGCUCGCCCCCCGGCCACAAGAGGGGCCCGCAGCCGGCGCCCCUGGCCACCCUGCACGCGAGGCGACGAUCGACGAGCUCGGUCUGGCGGUCGCGGCUCCGAUCGACAUCAAGUUCGGUGGCUGGGGCGACCUGCUUCGGCCCGGCCUCGAGUCCGUCGUUCGCCAGUGGAUUGUCUCUCGCAAGGUCUGGUUCGUGCACUUCGGGACUCCGUGCGCUCCGUGGUGGUCCCUCGAGAACCCCCGGGGCUCCCGGCUCUUCUCUUGGGAGCCUCUCCAGAAGUUCCUGUCCGAGCAUAGCAAGGUCUCCGUGGUGUAUGACUGCUGUCGGUUUGGAGCCCCGUACCAGAAGCCCACCAGGAUUGAGUCUGACCUCCCCGAGCUCGGUACCCUUGAAAGGCGUUGUCUUGGAGGUCAUGCCCACGAGCAUCUUCAGGGGAAGGUCAAGGUCCCUGAUCGCCAGGGUCGGCUCAAGCAGUUCUGGCGCACGACCCUGGCCGGCGCCUACCCUCCUGGUGCCUGCCACAGCGCCGCUCGGGCCCUGGCGCGCGCGGCGCCCGCGGCAGCUUGGCGACAAGAUGGGGAUCCACUGCUGCCCGGUCACUGGGAGACUCAGCUCCGCCGUGCAGCCAAGAUGGACGACUUCCAGCCGUCCCUCGAGUGCCCCAGCUGCCCGCGGAAGUGGGUGCCUGCUGACUCCUCGCCGGGCUUCCUGCGGCGCUCGCAGGUGCGGCCGGCCACUCAGGCCCGCUACCUCGCCAGCGUCGUCAUGUUCGCCACGGCCAUGGGCGUUGUCGCCGACCGCUGGGCAAGCAAAGAUCUCCCCCUGGUGGACACGCUCCUCGAGGAGUACUUCGAGCAGCUCUACGUCGACGCCGGCAGCAAGAGCACGGCCCGCUACACCUUGGCCGCCCUGGCCUACCGCUUCAGCGUGUCGCUUCGUGCCCCGGACGUCUUCCCAAAGGCGAAGGGCGCCCUCUCCGGCUGGGGCAAGCUCGAGCCGGACGUCACCUCGGAGCCGCUCUGCUGGGCGGCAGCGUGCUUGAUGGCCCUGUACCUGGCUGGUCUCAACACAGAGAUUGCCCUGCAAGCCGCCCGCGGCCUGGUCGUACAGUUCGACGCGUACCUGCGUCCAGGCGAGCUGCUGGACCUUCGCGUGCCCUGCUGCAUCCUGCCGCAGCCAAGUGCCGGCUCAGGCUACAACAAGAUGGGGCUCGUCGUCGGUGCCUCCGCGCUCGUCAUGGGCGACGACGUGCACACUCGCGUCACCAAGACUGGCCUCCAGGACGACACCGUGCUCAUCGAUGGCCAGUCGCGUACUGGCGUGGCCGGCGCCCUCAUGGCCCUCGUCAAGAGCGCCAACCGUGCCCGGCAGGGGCGCCUCAUGUUCCUCCACUCCUACGCGUCGUACAACCGCUUGCUCAAGAAGGCUGCCGUCGCUGUCGGCCUCCCGACCAAGGUGACUGCGCACCUCCCCCGGCACGGCGGUCCGUCGGAGGACUACCUGAGGGGCGCCCGCUCGCUGGCCGACAUUCAGACGCGCGGCAGGUGGGCGAGCUUCCGUUCGGUCCAGCGCUAUCAAAAGAGCGGCCGUGCACUUGCUUCUUUCAGACGCCUCUCGGCCGCAGUAAAAGCAGAGGCAAAGCGUGCGGAGGCCAUGCAGUUAUCAUUUCUCGCCUGA
This is a messenger RNA of Prorocentrum cordatum, 9777 nucleotides long. NCBI's taxonomy places the organism in Eukaryota, Dinophyceae, Prorocentrales, Prorocentraceae. The record is from the annotation of a GenBank genome assembly.